This is a messenger RNA of Microtus oregoni (creeping vole), 357 nucleotides long. RefSeq names its product keratin-associated protein 17-1. The record is from RefSeq and is a predicted model, not a curated record. The coding region runs from base 1 to 357 and encodes 118 amino acids. Lineage: Eukaryota; Metazoa; Chordata; Mammalia; Rodentia; Cricetidae. The transcript has a single exon.
AUGGGGUGCUGCCCGGGAGACUGCUUCAACUGCUGCUCCCAGGAACAAGACUGCUGUGAGGAGUGUUGCUGCCAGCAGGGCUGCUGUGGCUGCUGUGGCUCCUGCUGUGGCUCCUGCUGUGGCUGUGGAGGCUCUGGCUGUGGAGGCUCUGGCUGUGGAGGCUCUGGCUGCGGAUCUGGCUGCUGUGGGUCUAGCUGCUGUGGAUCUGGCUGUGGGGGCUGCGGAGGCUGCGGAGGCUGCGGAGGUUGUGGAGGCUGCGGGGGAUGCGGAGGCAGCUGCUGUGGCUCCGGAUGCUGUGGCACCGGAUGCUGUGGUCCAGUGUGCUGUCAGCCCACACCUGUUUGUGAAACGAAAUGA